AUGCAGAAAUCUAAACUUUGUACGGCCGUCGCCGCCGGCCGCCUCCACCUGCUCAGCAGCUUCUUCGCGUUCCUCGCGGUGCUCAGCACGGGCGGCUCGACCGCGCUCCUUGUCAAGCUUCUGCCGCAGGCGACUGCGCCGCCUUCACCACUCCCGCCGCCGCUCGUGAUCGCCGGAGGUUGCGCUCCGCAAAGCUCUGCCCUCGACAACGUCGAGUAUGUCGCGGUCGGCUACACCUUCUCGGGAGCGCCGUACUUCCGCGACGCCUCGUCGUCGUACUACAUCUACUGGGACCCCGACUGCGAUGGCGGCAUUUCUGGGGCUGCCCGCUGGAUCGUGAAUAGUGAUAUGCCGAGCACUACCGCCUCCAACGACCUCGAUGGGGACGGGAUAUGUAGCUACAUGGCCCGCAUCGACUCGGACGACUCCUCCUCGCCGCCGCUCGGCACGGCUACCUGGCGGGUUGCAUGCGACGGCUCCUGGACGGACAACGAUCUGACACUGGCCUCUCUCUCCCCGCCCGCACCGCCCGCACCGCCCGCACCGCCGCCGUGGCCACCGGGGCGCGCCCCGCUGCCGCCGCCCCUCGAGCCGCCCCCGCCGCUGCCACCGGCCGAUUGCGAUGAUGCGGAGCAGACGUGGCGUAUCCUUGGCGGGGCCGCCUUUGUAACGGCCUACAUCAUCUUUGGAGGUUUGGCCUUACUCUUGCCCACGGCAUUGCAGCCCAAGCUCUUCCUCGCGCUCUAUCUGCAGACUCUUGCCCUCAUUAUCCUCACCAUCCUCGUCGCCUCCCCGUUGGGCUUUUCGUGGCUUGUUCCGGAGCAUUGCGACUACGACCUGACAUUCUUCAUUGUCGUGCCACGCCUCGCCGACGGCUCCCUCCGGCUGCUGCGCGUCGCCUGGCUGCUCGAGCGCCCAACGGACUGGGUGCUACUGCGGGAGCAAGACCUGCCGGAAGAGGCGUUUUGGGCCCCGGCCGACGCGGCCCGCCUGCUGGCCGAAGAGAAGGUCGCUGCGCUCUCCUACAAGUGGCAGGGCCCCUUCAAUUCGUCCAAGGGCGGCGGCGACCAGCCAGACGGCAGCCGCUUCCACCUUGGCGAGGUCCUCUCGUAUUACCGGGAGGGCCGUCACGCAGAGGAACGGCCCGCCCUGAUGUGGGACUUUGCCGCGAUACCACAGCACGACCCAAUAACGGGCGCGAAGCGUACCGCCGCGGAGACUGAUGUGUUCAAGAAGGGGCUCGGCGUGAUGAGCAACGCCUACGCCAGCCCGCGCGUCCUCGUGCUGCAGCACCGGCGGAUCCCGCUCCAUUUGGAGCGCGAGCUGAAUGGGAUCUAUGACGGCGCACCUCCAGCUGACCGCCUCGACCUGAUCCCUUACGCCGGCGCCAAGUGCCGCUCGGGAUGGUGCACGUUUGAGACGGCGUGCGCGCUGCUGAUGACGGAAGGGGGCGGGCACGCGUACGAGCUCGGCGUCGGCCGUGCUCCGGUGACGCGCGGGCGGCUGCCGAGCGUGCAGCAAAUGGAGGCGCUCUUUGAGGCCGAGUCGACGCGCUUCAUCGGCCGGGCUGAUCGCGAGGAGGUGUGCGGCAUGUACUUCGCCCUGCGCGAGAAGCUCGAGGAGUAUGAUGAGGAGAAAAAGAGCAUGUUUGUGUUCGUCGCCGACAAGCUGAUGACAGACGAGAAUCCAUGGGGACGAAUCCUCUUCUUGAUCACCCUUGUCUAUGCCCCCCUUCUUUUCUUCAGCCGCAUCUUGAGAGACCACCUCGCCGCCGUCCUCUGCUGCCGCCCUCGCGACAGCCUCGACUACACCUUCCACUGGAGCAUUCGCAAGCCGCCCUUUCGCCGCAAGCCAGACCCCCCGCUGUCCGAGCUGCCCUCGUGCUUCCUGCCAACCCAACAGGGAGAGCAGGCGCCCAGCGGGUUUGAAUCAAUGAGCUCGAUGUUUGCGAAGGAGAGGCUAUCAGAAGAGAGGGCAAGGAAGCUUGAGAGAGAGGAGGGCGUGUCGGAGCUUGAGAUGGGAGAUCGUGAUCGCCCAUUAUCGGAGCGUGAGCUGUCAGCUGUGAGAUAUCGGCAUGGGGAGAUCGACGUGCUACGACACUCCUGCACUUGCCUUAGACGACGGCAGAAAUAUUUACAUAUACACACGAGCUAA
Molecule: messenger RNA, 2154 nt
Organism: Emiliania huxleyi CCMP1516
Lineage: Eukaryota; Haptophyta; Isochrysidales; Noelaerhabdaceae
Exons: 2
Coding region: 1-2154 (717 amino acids)
Source: RefSeq, a predicted model, not a curated record